Paramecium pentaurelia is the source of this 1705-nucleotide messenger RNA. The record is from the annotation of a GenBank genome assembly. Lineage: Eukaryota; Ciliophora; Oligohymenophorea; Peniculida; Parameciidae.
AUGAUGUUUCAAUCAAUAAAAAUAAUUAGCUUCAAUGCCGAUUACGACAUCCUUUAAGAAUUUAAUGUAUCACCUAAUUAAAAUAAACCUUAUGAAAAAUAUUAAAUAGUAGUAAAGAAAAAUGAUUAAGAAACAAAAUAAAAAUAUAUUGCUGCUUACUAUCCUUUUAACAGAUAAUAAAAGUAAAUUAUAGAUAUGUUUUACUUAAUAAAAUAAAUAAAAAUACUAAAUAUUAUAAAUAAAGAAGACUUUUAUCAUGAAGAUGAUUAAUUUAUUAUAGUUUAUCCAUUUUUAUAAAAUUACUAAUUAAGUGCAGAAUCAAUUAAAAAUUUAGAUAAAAAUACAAAAAUUUCUAUCCUUGUUUAAUUAAGCAUAAGUAAAACUUUUAUAUUUAUUUAACUUUUAGCUCUAUUGGAAAUGGCAAAAAGAAAAAUUCCUUUUAAUAUCACAAAUCUAGAUUAAUUAAUAUUGAUUGAUGGAUUAGUUUUUAUAAAUAUGUAAGAGUUUCAUUAUUAUGAAAAAUCAACAGAUACUUUAUCAUUAAAUUAUUUAAAAUAAUUUAGUAUAUUAUAUAUAUUAAUAUUGAGUUAGGAAUAAUUUUAGAUUAGAUGAAAUUUAUGAAAUUGAUCACUUUCAUUUUGAUGCAAAAACAAUAGAAUCUUUUACUGAAUCCAUUUUAUCAACUUUUAAUUUAAUAAUUAAUGACCAUGAAAAUGCAUAAUAUUUUAAAGUCUUCAAAAAUAUUUUUAAAAUAUCCAAUUACUUAUAAUUGGCUGACUUUUAAGCUAAUUCUCAUAUUUAUAAAUUCUAAAAAUUACCUGUUUUUGAAAAGAUUUUCAGUUUUCCCUUGACUUCAGAUAUUAUAGCUAAAUCCACAAAAAUUUAAGGAGAGGAGGAUUAAGAUAUUGAAGAUGUUAAAGUCAAUAUAAUUAGAGAAAUUGAAUUAAUGGAGUUAUUUGAAGUUAAUCAUGAAAUAGCAGCUUGUUUUAAAUAUAUAAGGAUUUUAGAUUAAUCUUAUUUAUUUAUGAGAUAUUAUUGUAAGAAUUUGAGAUAAUAUUUUGACUUAAUGAAUGAAAAUCCAUCUGUCUAUUUUACAAAAUUAAUAGUGUAUGCAAUUGCUUAUUAAUUCAUAAAAGGAUUAGCUCUUUUACAUUUUGCAGGAAUUAAACACAGAGAUUUAAAACCAGAGAAUUUAUUUUUGACUAAUGAAAAUAUACUUUAAGGUCAAAUACACAUAGCUGAUUUUGAUAGAUCCAUUAUUUAAAAUAAAGAUACUUAAGGUAUAGAUAUUGAUUAUCUUGAUCAAACUAAUACACCAGAAUAUAAUCCUCCAGAAUAAAAAAAAUUAAGAGAUCAUUCUGUUGAUAUAUGGCAAUAUGGAUUAACAAUAUAUGAAGUAGCCAAUAAAGGUUAAUAUCCAGGGGCAAGAAUCUGUCUAGAAUUUAAUAGAUAUUAUUCUCCUUAAGUAAUUGAAGGAAGGCUAUAAUAAUAUAAUUAUGAUAAAGAAUUUCUAGAUGCUAUUAAAUCAUGUUUAAAGGAAGAUCCAUAAUAAAGACCAUAAGCAAGAGAAAUUGAAAAAAUAAUGUAAAAAUUAUAUGAAAAAGAAUUAUCUAAACAGACUAAAGGACCAAAGUUAUUUUCAAGUUAAAGUUUUAAAUGGCAAAAAAGUCAACAAAUUGAAGAAUAAAUCGUUAAUGAUCAAUGA